UGCACGCGUCAAAUUAGUCGUAGGGUUCCUUCCUUCUAUUCCCCCUCGCGCCCCUCCUUUACCUCCGGCGAGCCGCCGCCGCUCGAGAAGGACCCGGGAGUCUAACCUCUUCCGUGCGGUUCCCUGCUGCUCUCCAUCUAGGGAUGGCAACCUCGGCGCUGCUCCGAGCUCUGAGGCGGCCCUCGUCGGUGGCCGCGCUGCGAUUGGCAACAAGUGUCAAUGUGCAAACCGCCGCUGGAUAUAGGCAUUUGAAUAAUCGGAAUCUAAGUGUUUUCAAUGAGUUCUCAAAGCACCUGAAGGGUGAGGCUAAAAGUAAUCCUGAAUUCCAGAAAUCCAUGAAAGAGUUUAGUGAGAAACUUGGUGUGGUAAAGGAAGAUCUCAAAGUAAGAACUAAGAAAACGGCCGAGACAAUUUCCAAGAGCGUUGAUGACGUUUUGGCUGAAGCCGAAGCAACAUCUAAAAAGGUUACUGCAAAUGUGAAAGACAAAAUGUCUGCUGCUACAGAAGAGGUGAAGGAAAGUUUUGGGCUAGGAAAAGAAGAAACCUCAAGCUUCAGAGAUGGUUCGCAUGAAAAUUUGAAAGAUGGGAGAACUGAGACGUCCUCACACUCAGAUGACAAGUCCCAAGAGGCCACAAGUAGCUAUGCGUUUUUUAACAAAUUGAGGUCAACAAUUUUAUCGGCUUCACCAGUUUUAUCUGGCGCAUUUGCAAAACUGAGGGACACAAGAGUCUCGACGUUAGCUAAUCAGGGAUAUGAAAUUGUCAAAGAAGAGCUAAGCUCCAGCUCUAGCAGAAAGAAGAAAAAACAUGCUAGGCAUGCUUCUGCUGCAGUAGAGAAAAGUACAAGAACUGAUAUAGUUAUUGUACCAACAAAGAAGUCAGUAUUGGGUGAAAAAUGGGAAGCAAUCAAGAAUAAGAUGCGAGCUCAUCCAGUCUAUAAGAGAGUUAAUGAAUACACCAAACCGGUCGUAACCAAGGGACAAGAGGUAGCUGAGGAUGUCCGAGAACGCUGGGAGACAAGUGACCAUCCAGUCGUUCAGAAAAUUCAAGAUAUUAAUGAAUCUAUUUUUGAGGAGACCUCAACUGCAGUGUCUUUCAAGGAGAUACGGCGACGAGACCCAUCCUUCUCAUUACCUGAUUUUGUUGGUGAUGUUCAAGAAAUGAUCAAACCUGUUCUUACUGCAUAUUCAAAGGGUGAUGUGGGGACUUUAAAAAAGUAUUGCACCAAGGAAUUGCUUGAACGCUGCAAAGGAGAGAGGAAAGCUUAUGCAUCACAAGGCAUAUUUUUUGACCACAAAAUUCUGCACAUUUCAGAUGCUGAUGUAAGGGAAACAAAGAUGUUGGGAUCUGCACCCAUUAUCGUAGUAAUGUUCCAAACACAGGAGAUUCAUUGUGUUCGUGAUAGAGAAGGACAAAUAACAGAAGGAGGACAGGAUACCAUUCGAACUGUCUUUUAUCAAUGGGCCAUGCAACUUAUGGAUAGUGAUGAGGUGCCAGAAGAAGAAUCAUAUUAUGCAGUUUGGCGGUUGCGUGAGAUGCAUCAAAUUGGUAUCAAAGCUCUCAUAUAGAAUAGGUCUUCUUUCUUUUCACCCUUCCUUCACCCACCAGCACCACUGCUGCAUUGCAAUUCGGAUCGGAAGAUUCUAACCAUUCCGGCUUUCACCACUCGACAAACUAUGCGCGGUGGUGCCUCUCAGAGCAAGCAAUUUUCCACAUACUGUUUCUUUAAUUUAUAUGCUGAUGGUAGCAAUCUCCCUGUCUCAUGUCCCAUUCUUUUCAGUGAUGUGUAUCUAAUGUGUAUGUUAUUCACAAAAUCAGCUUCUCUUUUAACAUGUUGGCUGAAAAUGACCAUACUGCUGGUUAUUUUUUUGUUCCAAAUUGGAGAAGGAAUGCACCGAAAGGUCUUACAUUGCCGUAUCUGAGUAAUAAUUUGUGAAGGAAAGCAACCACAAUUUUGCAA
Messenger RNA from Brachypodium distachyon (stiff brome), 1960 nucleotides. RefSeq names its product mitochondrial import inner membrane translocase subunit TIM44-2. Gene Ontology annotation, cellular component: mitochondrial inner membrane. Lineage: Eukaryota; Viridiplantae; Streptophyta; Magnoliopsida; Poales; Poaceae. Bases 144 to 1568 code for a protein of 474 amino acids. Gene Ontology annotation, biological process: protein import into mitochondrial matrix. The record is from RefSeq and is a predicted model, not a curated record. The transcript has 14 exons. Gene Ontology annotation, molecular function: protein-folding chaperone binding.